AUGAAGUUUCAAACAGGAGUUGUUUUCUUGUGUUUUGUAUGUCUGCUGCAAAUAUUUGAUAGCAAGUGUGAAUAUGCACAAUCCUACUGUGGUAGGAGACUGGCGUCGACGUUAGCAUUCCUUUGUGAUAAAUCUAUUGAGGUCAAGAGAUCAGACUACAGAUACACUAGUGAAGCUCGAGGUUGGCGAUGGAUCUCACCACAUCAAGCAAAAAGCGUCAGCAGGACUAAGCGGCAGAUUGUCGCAGAGUGCUGCGAUAAGCCUUGUACGGUAGACGAGUUGUUAACAUAUUGCUAG
Molecule: messenger RNA, 297 nt
Organism: Parnassius mnemosyne (clouded apollo)
Lineage: Eukaryota; Metazoa; Arthropoda; Insecta; Lepidoptera; Papilionidae
Source: the annotation of a GenBank genome assembly